This is a messenger RNA of Sphaeramia orbicularis (orbiculate cardinalfish), 814 nucleotides long. RefSeq lists its product as uncharacterized. The transcript has 4 exons. The coding region runs from base 1 to 618 and encodes 205 amino acids. The record is from RefSeq and is a predicted model, not a curated record. Gene Ontology annotation, biological process: neutrophil activation; cellular response to lipopolysaccharide; cytokine-mediated signaling pathway. Lineage: Eukaryota; Metazoa; Chordata; Actinopteri; Kurtiformes; Apogonidae. Gene Ontology annotation, molecular function: cytokine activity.
AUGGAGGAGGAGGAGUUAGAAGAGGAGCGACGUGUUGCGAGUGAGUUUGAGGAUGAAGAAACAGGAGCGAGGAGUGCACCAGGGAGGUCUUUGACACCCACGUUUCACAUCUGUUUAAUUGUUCUGCUAUUCUCAGUUCCCAGAGGAGGGGGCAGUUUCAAAAGGGUCAAGGUGUUUGACGCGUCAGUGGAACAUGUCGCCUCUCACAUGUUCCUCAGAAGCCUCUGUCUGCAGAAGACCGUCUACGCCUCACCAAAUCCAGAGAUGAUCACAAUAUACUACUACAAGUCAGACUUCAAAAAGUUCAGAGGGAUCCCAGUGGUCCUGAACUUCACAGGGUCUGACUGUUUCCUCAAGUGCUCCAAAGAAGAAGAGAGAAUCCUCCUCCAAGUGGAGGUUUGUGAAAAGCAGAAACUGCAGAAGAUCUCCAAAAGCGACGAGGGCACCCUUUCGUUUGUCUUCUACAUGAAGGGUGAUCGGACAGACGACCGGACCUUUGAGUCAGCGCUGCACCUCGGCUGGUUCAUCCAAAUUGUCAACACAGACUCAGUGGAAGUAACAGAAAAAGAGCGACCUGAAGAGGAUAAUCAUUUCCGUGUCAUCAUUCAGAAGAAUUAAUAGAGCUAAACACAGACUGAAUUGAGCCACCUGGUUCAAUGAUACACAAGCUCUUUCCACUUUGCCAGAUUCUGCUAUUGCAGAAGUGUGUUGAUAUGUAUCAUAUAACUAAUGUUUUUGCAUAUGUGUGAAAAAGAGAUGAGUGAAGUCAUGUUCGGUAAUUUUGGUUUUUAAAGUAAACUUUGAAAGCUACUUG